This is a messenger RNA of Boleophthalmus pectinirostris (great blue-spotted mudskipper), 5927 nucleotides long. It is a transcript of the gene badb, whose product is annotated as BCL2 associated agonist of cell death b. The transcript is spliced from 4 exons. Gene Ontology annotation, biological process: apoptotic process. The record is from RefSeq and is a predicted model, not a curated record. NCBI's taxonomy places the organism in Eukaryota, Metazoa, Chordata, Actinopteri, Gobiiformes, Gobiidae. The coding region runs from base 197 to 661 and encodes 154 amino acids.
UGGUCGCUGAGCGCGCAGGACCAUUGGGCGAGCGCGCAGUGCGCACGGAGCUGAAGUGUUUUGUGGAGCGAUCAUAGACCGUCACAGACCGUCACACACCGAUAGAGCAAACAACAACAAGCUCCGCGGCGCAUGAGGCGAGCGGCGCACGCACAGCCGCUUUGGGGACGGACACUCGGACAUUUGGGGUGGUACGAUGGCCGCACACUUCACCAUCUCUGACAGUGAGUCGGAGGAGGUGGACGGAGUGGAGAAGGAGAUCAGACCUGCUCCAGGCUGUGAGAAGCACGGUGCCACAGAGCAGACCCAGAAGAAACACAAGCUAAAGUUAGAGCUACGAGAGACAGGCAGUGGCAGGAUCCGGCUCAGCUCAGAGUCCCAUGUGUCGGAGGACAGCAGGGCAGAGGAGGAGCUGGGCACCCCCACAGAGGGCUUCCCUUUCCGGGGACGCUCCAAGUCUGCACCCCCUGCUCUGUGGGCCGCCAAGAAGUAUGGCCAGCAGCUGCGCCGCAUGAGUGACGAGUUUGACAGCCUGCUGGACAGAGGGGAGAUGAAGAAGACCAGACCCAUCCACCAUUCCAAAACUUGGUGGAGCUACCUGUUCAGCCACCAGGAGAGCGAGGGGGAGAGCAACCACCACGAGUCCCACCGCACCGAGUAGAGCUGCCCUGGAGUCUGGACCCCGGAGCCUGGACCCUGCCCUGCCCAGUGCCCGGAGUAUGCCUGCUCUGGGUGCGCCCACAGGGGACUUAAAGAUCAUGAGGGGGGCCCUGAUCCAAACACGUGAUGAUAUUGACACACUAUAGCUGAAUCUUUUGUAUUGGUGUUGCUCACGCUGUGGGUUCUUUUGGGCAGCCACUGUGAAGUAGUGAAAGUGAGACUGGCAUGACGCUAGACUGUUGUGGUUCAGAUGUAUUCAGAUCAGAUCCAUGGACAGUCACACCCUCAUCCACACUAUGCACUGUGCCGGAGAGGAGAGGGACACGUAUCAGGAGGCUGUAUUUAACACUGGGAAUUAGCUUUUCUUUCAAAUCAUCUCUGCUAAACUGAUCCUGAACUCAUGCACUACGCUAACAUGCACGCAGAGAAAACCAAAUCUCCACCCUGCUCCGAUUACAACAGCAUUUCUAGUGCUAAGUCAUUUAAUUUUUUUAGUAGCACAACUGGAGAAUUCUGUUGGUGUUCCCCUAUUGAGUAUUGCUGCAUUUUUACCAUAGACUGUGUAUAUAGUGGACUUAGCUAGCCUGCUAACCACAGUGUUCCAAACAGGAAGUGAGCAUAAGACUCUGGCUCCAGUUCACUCUCUACUGAAAAAUGGAGUCCCAUCUCUCUGCGCCUGCUGCUGUCAGGUUAAUCACUUUGCUCUUAAAAUGUUCAUAUUAACCCACUCUACCUGAUCCUGGUGUUCUUAUGUCACUAUUUAAAACAAGACAUGAACAUUAAUAUCGGACCAAUCAGGUGCCUUCUUUCGCUAAGGUUGGAUCCAGCUAGCGUUUGCAGCAGGUUUGAUUGACAGCUAUAAUGCCUCAUUGCCAAGCCCCUUUCAAAGCAGCGGUGCGGGUGCGGUGGAGCAAGUACCUUCAACAACCUCGCUCCUUAUUGGCUCUUUGGUUGCUAUGAAACGCACACUCAUAUCUCCAGAUAUGGAACUCUUCUCCGCGCGAGUGGCCUCAGUCGGCCGGAGCCUAAAUCCACUAUAUACUGUACACUCAUACAGCAUACAGCCUAAUCUGGACAGGGCCAGAAACCGUGUAGACAAUCUUACUUGAGGUUUACUCAUUUUAGAUUCAAAUCAUGGUCCCUCCAGCCCAGAAAAGAUCAGUUCUCUGGAGAAGUCUGGCUAUAACCAAACAACAGCAAAUCUUAGUACUCUUGUGCAUGUAAACGUAGAGUUGGAGUGUGCCAAAGUGGUCAUAGGCCUUAAGCAAAAAUGAGGUGGAGAAAACAGAAAAAGCUAUUCCUAGUUUUUAAAGAUGCACUAUGUCAUUUUUUCUGAUAGAGAGUCAUCUGUUUCCUUGUAAACACAGAGAUGGUAUUGCUUUCCACAGCAUAAAUCUGUGGAGAGACAAAUAUACUCAGGUACUAUGCAUCUUAUUCAAAUGAAAAGGUCUGUGAAAUGGACUCUUAGAGAACAGCAAUUCCAGGGCUGAAAUUAUCAAAUGAUUCUAUUGAAGAUGUAUGAAGUUUAAAAACACAGGGAAGCACUUCCUGUAUUACCGCAUGACAUCACAAGGUGGAACAGAACACAACAGAACAAAACACAAAUCCAAGUGUGUUUUUGAUGAGAAAAGUAGCCUAAUAUGGGCCCUUUAAUUGCCAUACUGUGGAACAUUGUAGGUAAAGCAACAUCAUCUCCACUGAGACAAGCAGGUGGUGAAUUCCCCACUGAAAAAGCUUCAUAGUGCACCUUUAACCUUUAGUCUUCUACUCUGCUUCCAAUUCACCUGCAAAACCGAACCAGCUAACUGUAUCCGCCGCCAUUACUACUACUGCUUUAUAUCAAAUUUAUAUAAACGGAUGAACAAUCUUGUACAAGGACAAUCUCUGAUGCAGAAAUAACUUUUGUACUAAUUCAGGGUUAAAUGAUAUAUGAGGAAAUGACAGAUAACUAAAAGCACAUCUUUUUAAAGCUAUGUCGAAAAAAACAACAACUGUGGAAUCUAUGUGUUUUGUAAAUAUUGUGUUAUAUUUGAAAUGACAGGGAUGUGGGGGUUAGAAGUUUAUUUUAGCAGUUCCUCUAUGGCGAAGUCAGUGCGCCGAGUUAGCAAUAGGCUAAGUACAAUCCACCUCUGGGUUAGGUACUGAAGGAUGGACGGGGACUGGAGUCUUUGAGCCCAUUUCACCAGCCAAUGAGAAUGCAAGGACGUCACGUGAUGUCAUAACACUCCAAACAGGUUUGAAGAUGUUAUCAUUUCUGAUGGAGGGCAGGGACCUGUAAGACUCUAUGGCAGAUUCACCGUUUUGCAAAGAACUCUCCAAACUUGUUGAACAUGUUGAACCUUCUCAUUAUUUGUUUGGGAUUGGCUCCACACACGUGCCGUAUUCAUUUUAUGGUUAUAAAUCAUAAGAUAAAUGACACCACUUUCUGAAGCUAUUGUAAAGUAUAAUUACAAUUUAUUUAUUCAUUUCAACAGAGAAGACGCUGAACUUUGUGCCAGUUUUGGUUUCAUGUGGAUAGGCAGAGUAAUUGCAGAUAUAUGAAUCAUAAACCAGAUCAACAAAUCUGCAAUCUGAGAGUUACACAGCAAAUACAACCUGACAAUUCUGACCUAUUCAGUGGUUUCAAUGUCGUGUUCUAGGUUUUGAGGACACAUUCAAAAGAUAUAAUGUUUAGUUUUGAGCUGGUAUAAAGUUUUAUAUGCCCCCACCCUCCAUCUGAAAUGAUGACAUCAAAUUUUACAAUGCUGUAAGCGCAAUUUACUAUCAAAAUAUGUACAGAAUUUUUUAUAGUCUGUAGUUUCUAAGUGGUUUGGACAAAACCAGCUCUCAAAGUAAGCUGUGUGGGUGCUCUAUGAGUUCUGGUUGUACCUGUGUUUUGAGUACAAUCACUUGCAGCUUGUGGAGUCGUGUUGUGCUGUGAUCACGUGAUCGUGAAAGUGGUGCAGAUCUGUGAACAGUGUCUUACUGGAGUCUAUGGGCCAUGGAGCUGUGCACGGCAAACGCUGUCGUAUCUAGAUGAGUUUAAAUAACUAGAGUUCUCAAUUAUGAUAUCUUUAUUUCUGUAAUUCUGGAAAAAAGUACAGAUAUAUUAACAAGUGCUUGAAUUAAAGGCGCUGUGGCAGAUUUUUACUGUCUAAAAAUGUGAAACAGUUCAUCCUAAGUGGUUUGCAGUGGUCCAAAGUUAUUCCUCACUUACUUUAUGUAUUCAGAGCAUUCUGUUUAUUCCCCACUAAGAGUAUACACACUUUUCACAACUUUCCUGACCAGGGAGUAGUUUUGCCAUCACUGUAAGCCUAAUAACUAGCAACAGCAUACUAACGUGCACUUCCUGAUUAUCGGACAAAAAAAUACUCUCUAAUUAGAUGUAGACAGCAGACUUAUUUUAACCUUGUGAGCUGCUAAUACCAUAUGUGUACUGGGGCACACACAUUUUGCUCAAAUACAUGGGGGGAAAUCAGGUGCAGGGCCUUUAAUUGAGAAUUUGAUGACAGGAUUUUAUAUUUCGAGCCAUAUUUUGGUUCAAUUCUGACUUCAUCAUUUGGACUCAGACUAGAUAUUGUGUUUUUGCCGCAUUGUCUUUGCCUUUGUGUUAGAAUGUGGGGCUCUUGUGACAAUCUGCACUCCACCACUGUUAGCUAGUGUUGAAAAGUGAAAUGUGUCUUUUGAUUUGAAAAUGCAGUUGCCUAAAAGUUGUAGCUACACUUUUAUACAAUAGCACAUUUUCUUAAUUUUGUAACCACUUUUUCUAAUGCUAACUUUUCUACUCUUGUGACAAGCUAAUCCUAGAUGUUGAAGUUUUUGUACGACCUCUGACCUGUUCUGUGCUCACAUGCUGUACCCAACUACAAGCUUCAGUAGGAUUUAGUUAAAGGAGCUCUAAGAAGACCCUCCAUCUAAAAAUCUUCAACGGUGCUCCUUUAAUAUUAGGGAGAAGGGAUGCACAAUAUUUUGCAAAAUUGAUAAAGCAAUAUAUGUUAAUGCAGUAAUCCAUUCAUCCACAAUUUCACAGCUAAUAUUAAAGUUUUUCAGUUGAGAUUCACAUUUAGAAUUUUAUUUUAUUUUUUAUUUUUUGGCCAGAGGUGGGUAGUUACAUUUACUCAGUUAUUUGAGUAACUUUUUAAAGGAUUUGGACUUCUUUAGCAGCAUAUUUUACUCCUACUUGAGUAAUAUUUUUAUUGCAGUAACAGUACUCUUACUUACUUAGUAAAAGUUUUUGCUCCUCUUCCCACUGUGAGUAAGUCUACAAGUGACAAAAAGCUUUAUGUUUACAAUAUGAAAUUAUCUGAACAUCUGUUUCUUGCAGCUCCUUCAGAUGAUAUAGUUUGUCUCUUUCUGAUUACUAGUUCUGUCUCUUUUCAGAUUAAUUUUGCUUUAAAUUAUACAUAUCUUGACAGUUACUCUUUAAAUUACUCUUAGUAGUACGUUUCUUGACUCUUACUGUAGUCAUUUCUUAGACCAUCACUUUGUACUUCUACUUGAGUAAUAUUAUUUUGAUGUAACGGUACUCUUACUUGAGUAAAAUGUAUGGCUACUCUCCCCACAUCUGCCUUUUCAGUCAUCGUCUCACAUUUAUCAUGUAUCAGAUAUCAUAUUUUUCUCAUAUUGUGCAUCCCUAAUUUGUAUAAUAUUGUUUCUGAAUGCCUUCUACAAAUCAAGAUUGUUUUUAGAAUUUUUUAGACAUUUUUUCUUUUGUAUUUUAUGACCAACCCACAUUAUUUUGUGAUACAAUUUGUCAAAACCUUAAACAGCUCAGAACUCCCCGGAGCCUCAUUUGAACGACUACCGUGACUCAUGCUUUACUAGCCCAGACCUCGUCACAGCAGAAGGCUCUCAGUCUGCCUUCAGCACGUCUGAACUUGUUCUUAUCACCAGCCUUAACUCGCCAUGGCUGCAUUCACUCUUGUCCUGGUUGGACCCUGGUUUAGUCCUGAUAUAGACUUGGUUUGGUCCUGGUUUAGUCCACAUUUUGUUGUGCAAGUGUGAAGCAGCCUUGUACAGUCUUGACAAGCACAAGUGUGUGGGCUCUGAUGCAGUAGAGAAACCUGUUGUAGUGGAAAGACCUGCCGGGCACCUGCCUGGCAUCUGCUGGGCAUCAGCCUCUGCUAACUAACUUGGGAUUACUUGAAUAUGGAAUUGUGAGAGAGGAGCUCAGAUUUGAACAUGACUUUGUUGAUGGCUUUUGUUUUGUUCAACUUUUGUAAAUGUAUUUUCUACAGCUGUGAAACAUCUGAUUGUGCUGUCUUGAAUAAAUAAUUUUAAGAGUGCAA